AGCCUAAGAUGACCUUUACAAUAAUACAGACCAGGGUGGGACAGUUAAUGGCAGAAAGUCUUAGGGUUCUGGAAAUACACAAGAUAAUUUCUUGAGAUAUUUAAUAUGAGAUUUGAUUGAAGAAUCAAUAAUGGCUAAUGCUUUCAGCCUGAGAAAUUAGAAGGAUAGAAUUGUAAAGGUGGGGUUUAAAUGAGUCCACCAGACAAGGCAAGAUGCCUCUACAGAAUUGGCAUAUAUUGAGAUAGCAAGACUACCAGGAUAGAUGUGUGUGUGUGUGUGUGUGUGUGUGUGUGUGUGUGGUGAUCCAAUCUAAUCAGGAUUUAGAAGCCUGCCUAUUUGACAUCCCAGAAAAACUGGCAAAGAGGUGGAUCUGUGAAAUACACCCAGAGCAAAACCCUGAUGUAGAAUAUAUACACCCCAGAGUCAUCUGUGUGUAGACAGUAUUUAGGCCACAAAUCAUUAAGAGGCAGUCUAAUAUUGAAAGACUGGACACGGCAUGGUCUGCUGAUCACACUGUGUACCUUUACAAGUAAAGGUCUUCUGAAGAAUCGAACAGGUUAAACAGCUUGACACAAGGAGCCUUUGACCUGGGAAUUGGUAUAAAGAGAGAAAUGUUACCAAGAUGUUCAAAAAGAAAACCAAACAUUCCAAAUUGCUCUCUAUUGAGCCACAUGACAGGCACUGUGAUCAACAAGGUGAAUUCUGUAUGGCAUAUUUUCAAGUGACCAUUAGGUGGCAGAAAAGCCUUCUCUAAACCAACUGCGAGCUACAGUCUUCCUCCACCCUGUCUGGCUAGGAGUCCUCUGAAUCAAAGACAAGUUAGUCUAGUGAAUGCAGAGUACUGUAGUUACAGAGAAGAGAGAACAGGGAGCCAACAGCCUGUAAUUCACAGAGGAGAACAAGCUAUCCAGAGUAGACUGUAGGUGUGGUUCGCUUUGGAAAGAGAUGUUUGGGUGGUCUUAAGGAGCAUGAGUUGACUACAACCAGUCCGUUAGGCCGUAUUUAAACCUUUCAUAUUCAAGCUUUUUAGAUUUUCGUGAGACUGAAGUAGACAGGGCUCAGAAGUAAAAGACAAGGAUCCUUCCUAGAAAAUAAUGCACAGAGCAUUCUAGAACUGGCCUGAAGUUUAAGCUUUCUGUAGUUCACCACCUCACUGAACUUUGCAUUUAAAAGUUAUUUCUUUUCCCACUCUUCAUAAGACGUGCUGAUCUUCAAAUUUGACUGCAAGUUGGGGUCACCUGGGUAGCUUCACAGACUUCAGGUGGCCUGUGUAUCCUGGGACUGUGAUAUAAGUAAGUGGCCUGCGGUACAUCUCUUUGGCGCUUCUAUCAAGACCCAGGUGACUCUAAAGUCGAGUUUGGGAACACCAGGUUUGGUCAAUGUUGACUGUGUAAACAUAGCAAAGCUCCCCACAAAUCAAACACGUCCCUCCUUGUAAGACAAACACAAGAUCAUUUCCACGUCAGCACACACAGGGACUUGGUGUGGCCUCAGUUGGGUGUGAUCAAUUUACCUUCUGUGUAACAGCUUCUAGCUGAGAAGAAGGUGUCUAAUUACGGCGAGGAAAAGGAAGCAUCAUGAAUUCACUGUCUGAUGGAUCAUUGUCUACUUGAAGUUGGCCAGUACUGUAAUUGCUACACCUUUAGACUGAGCAUUCCUCUCGGGUGUGAAGAGUCAAGACUGCUGAUAGGGUUACCUCUGAACUCCGUCUUUACCUUGACUGAGAACAGCUAGACACCCCCCGGCUCUAUAUAAACCCUGUGCUGGGCAUCUUGUCCUGGAGCAUUCUGUUUUCACGUAACUGGGGAAUCCUUUGUGGAGGAAGGCCAUCUCCAGCAGUUAUAUUCAGAAAUGAGUGGAUCUUAUAGAAGAGCUGUUCCCAAAAGGGUUAUCCACUUUGCUGACGGAGACACCAUGGAAGAAUACAGCACAGAGGAAGACGAAGAAAGAGAGGAACAGAACUUGGCACAUGAUCCUUCUAAACUUUCGUGGGGAUCAUACUUCUGGUUUUGGGCAGGUCAAGUGGCAAGCAAUUCAAUUUCUACUUGUGAAUUCCUUGGUGAAAGAUUUGCCAUCUUCUUUGGCCUUACUGAACCCAAAUACCAGUAUGUGCUGGAUGAGUAUCACAGAACACAAAAUAAGGAAGGUGACAAGGAGUUUGAAGGGAAUGGAUCAAAGACCCAGGAUGCUGAGGUUCCUAAUGAAAAGUGUCACCUGGGAGCUGGUGGCCAAGAGUAUGGGGCCAUCUCUUCCAGAGAAGGCCCAGGGGCAGUUUCCAGCUCAUGAUGGACAGCAGAACCUACCCCUGCAUUCCGAUGCCUUGACUAUUGGUUACCAUGGUGACAGCACAAUAGGCAGUACUUGUGAGCUUGGUCUGGUUCUAAGCUCAUGAAUGAAUUCUCAAGAAUCCAAGAGUUAUAUAUAACAAGUAAAGCAAUUUUAGAGACUUUCACAAUAUAAAAUUUUAAUUGUGAACACCUACCCUGAUGUCAUCCCAGUAAUAGAAAUUCUGUCUGCUCUGACUUUGCACAACAGCAAUGCCUCAUGGGCCUGAAAGUCUGGGCUUCCAUUUUUAUGAUGGUGUUAAAGUCCAGUAAAAACAAAAAACAAAACAGAACAAAACACUAGAAAUCUAAAUUUAACCUACGAAUUCCCCUUAUAACAAGUAUUUUCUUCUAUACAGCCAACUGAAUUCAUUGGAACUUGUUUUACCAUCGGCAACUUCAUCAGUACAUUACCCCCUUUAAAGAUCUUUGUCAACAUCUUUGAGAGUUCCAUGGUAAAAUCAGUAGCUGAGUGCUAGAAAUAGUCUGUGUCCUAGUUCCCCUUGUGUUGCUCUGAUGAAGUCCUCCAACAGAAGCUGCUUAGGGGCGACUGUUUAUUUCAGCUCACAGUUCCAGGUUCCAGUCCAUCAUGACGGGGGGUGCACCGCAGCAGGAGCUCCAGAGAACCCAGUCUUGUGAAGUCCACAGUGGGACUAGGGCAAUGGGUGCAUGGAUGCCAGUGCUCAGCCAAGUCUCUUCUUCCCAUCAGUCCAGUAACCAGCCCUUGGGAGUGGCAGCACCUACCUUAAUUAGGUCAGAAAAGAGCAUCGUUCACAGAUAUGCCCCUGGCCAACUUACUCUAGAAUGCCUCAUAGAGACUCCCUUCCCCAGUGGCCCUAGAUUGCUUCAAGCUAACGAUGAAAACUAGUCACAAUAUUUUAAACAGAUUUUUAAAUUUUAACCUUUUACAUCCCUUCCCUCCUCCCACUCCCCUCCCCAGCCCACCCCUCCCUCUACUCCUCAGAAAGUAGCUUAUAUAACAAAAUAGGAUUGUUUUUGGAAGGGUAAUAAGGUAGCUCACAGUCUCCAAGGUCAGAUAAAUCUCAACAGUGUCUAGCUCAGUCUGAUAAGAAACUAACAAAGUCCCCUCCCUUUCUCAUCCCUCAUGCACUGGAGGCAGAGGGACAUUCAGUAACAUUCCUAACUCCUCUGCUCAGUGAUUAGUGUUUUGAACCUCAGUCCCAACUCAAAACAGUCAGGAAACAGUUUCUGACUAGCCCUCCUUUGUCCUAUGCCAAGUAGAGACACACUGUAGUAACAUGGUUAUAGGGCCCUUUUCUCAAUGAAGGUGAUUCUCAGGAAAAGGGACUAAAAAUGAUCUCAGCAGAUAAUGCUGUGGGCAUUUUAUGCAAAAAUCGAAGAAAGCCACUUAGCCAUAAUUAGGCACUAUAGUCACUGUGCGUCAGUUAUGCUUUUGAACAUUUGUGAUGUGUCACGUUGAUUGGGCCCGGAUUAAAGACCGUCUGUGAGACUGUUUCAGUGAGACCAGCACUCAUACAGUGUGGGGGCGUCAUGUAACUCCAUCCAAGGCCUGAGUGGGAUAGAAAGUCCAGGAUGGAGGAUCUUCUCCUUUCUGCUGCCUUCGUGCUUGAGCUACAAUGUCUCGUGUCCUCUUCUCUUCGUGUGCCCUUGGCCUGGGACUCAGGUCACUGCUUGCCCCACCCCACCCCAUUCUCAGGCCUUUGGACUUUGCUUUGUUCUGACACCAGCUUUCCUGAAUUCUCAGGAUGCAGGUGGCAGACUAUGGGAUAUCUUGGCUUCUAUAACCGAGUGGAAUCAUAUCUAUCCAACUCCCCGUAAGAGACCUACUUCCCUACCUAUCUAUCAUCCGUUCAUCCUACUGGUUCCAAACCACUGGAGAAACUGAUUAAUAAACAUAGAGAGAGAA
Messenger RNA from Mesocricetus auratus (golden hamster), 4212 nucleotides. RefSeq names its product family with sequence similarity 177 member B (gene Fam177b). The transcript has 6 exons. Lineage: Eukaryota; Metazoa; Chordata; Mammalia; Rodentia; Cricetidae. The record is from RefSeq and is a predicted model, not a curated record. Bases 1852 to 2286 code for a protein of 144 amino acids.